UCAAUAUUCUCCCCCAGUCAGGGGAAGCUCGCCGGACUUUUUGUGACAUUGAUUAAGCAGCAAUAUGUUUUCUUUCUCUACGUGAACCCGGCAUGGCAGUACGACUAAUCCGGGGACAAUGGCCCUCAAGCGACAAGAGUACCUUCUGCUGGCCGUUGGAGGUUUCAUAGCGUGGGGACUGGCCACCCAGUGGCUUCCCGUGCUCAGAUACCUGGGUUAUGCGCUGGUACUAGGUGCCCUGCUUUCUUUAACCACGCUACUUCUUCUUGUCCUUUUUACCACGCGAUCUACAGCCGAUGCAGCUUCCCCCUCCCUCAAGAAGCGCCCCGUUGCGUUCCUCACCCACCGCCAUUGGGACCAGGAAGCGCGGGGCGUUCGAAGUCGUUCCACCUACAAACCCAAAUCGCUAUACCCUCAAUCAUUUGUUGUCUCGGAGGGCAUUGAUGAAGUCUUGAGUCUGGUCACGCGCGACUUUGUCGCAUCAUGGUACCGACAUAUCAGUCCGAACCCCGCAUUCGUGAACGAGGUCGACCGAGUCAUCCGAACCGCCGUUGAGAACCUGCGCGAGCGAUUACUGGCAGAAGACUUGGUCUCACUUCUGGUCUCCAGGAUUUUCCCCAUACUUACAACCCACCUCAAGGAAUUUGACGUCGCUGAGCGAUUGGUGAGGGGAAGAAACCUCACUCGGAAUGUCACCGAGUCGGAAGAACUGGAUUUGGCUAUAGCGAGCAAGUAUCGGGAAGGCAAUCUACACCCAGCGGCCAAACUUUCUUUGACGGAUCAAAAACUCGUCGAGCAGGAAUACCUCCGCAAAAUCACCGUCGGGUUGUUGCCUAAACUGUUUCCUGCCUCGGUGCUUAAUAGUCGCAUUGUCUCCGUCAUGGUCCGAGAGAUCCUCGCUUGCGCGGUAUUGUAUCCCAUCACCGCGGCUCUGUCAGACCCGGACACUUGGAACCAGCUAGUGGAGGCCUACGGUCGUACGGCCAUACAGGAUCGAAAAACGGUGCGAAAGCUGCGGGCAGCAUUAGAUGAGCAUGCCUCACCGGCACCAAGAUCGAAGCGUGGGAGUCAAUUUCCCCGCCUGGGUCCUCACGAUUCAGAAAGAGCAUUUGAGAGGUUUGUACGAGCGAUUCGGCGCUGCGACAACAUCUCCGAUGCUAGACGGUUCAGAGCCCUCAUUGUAAGCCAGCUCAAGCGAGAAUCCAUGGUUGAAGGACAAGACGUCACCUAUUUACAACGGUUGGAAACGGCCAAGAGGGUCUUGGAUCAGAAAGUGGCCAAGCUUUCCACUCCGGCAGGCAGCCAUUUAUCGCACGCUUCUGCGGCAGCAUCGCACUUCCGGCGCAAAAACAGCGCAUCACGGGAGGCAUCGCUAGUCGAUGUGAUGCACGACGCUUCUGGUCUAUCGUAUUUCAUGGAGUUUAUGGACCGACAAAAACUCAUGUCUCUGGUGCAGUUCUGGAUCGUUGUUGAUGGGUUUCGCAAUCCGCUGGAAGAUGACUUUGGAGACGAGGAUUCUCCAAGCUCGACAACGUGGACGUCCACCGAUCAGAAUGACAUGGCUCUAAUCAGCCAGCGCUACCUGAACAAACCGGAAUUGAAAGUGCCGGAAGACUCACGCCGGGCAGUCAAAGCUUUCUUAAGCGCGGGCAAGCGAGCCACGGCGGAUCAGUACCGCAAAGCACGGACCGUGAUCCUGACCACCCAAUCCGCUGUGCUCGAGGAGCUUCAGAACAUCUACUAUCCCAAGUUCAAAAAGUCCGAUCUUUACUAUAAAUAUCUCGCAUCGGAUGAAGUUUCAUCAUCUGUGUCUCAUGCGCCUCACUCCCCAAGCGCCGCCGACUUGCCUGAGAGACGGCCGCUCCCUCCCUUGAUGAUCCGUACCUCAUCACAGCCUAAUGCCAGACCAAAAGACCUAAGACGAGCAGCUGUCUCGUCAAGCGAUGUACGAGGCAUGGGAAAGAAGCUCGAAGAUGAUGACUCCUCCAGACGCUCCUUUGAUUCUGACCGAUCGGCUCCCUUGUUUGAUGACGACUAUGACACCGAUCCUCUCGCAAUGUCGACCCAGAGUCUUGGUCAGGAAUCCCAGAAUGGCGAUAACGAGGCGAACCAGAACCAAGUUAUUGAGACCAUGGAAGCUGCAUUGAACGACAUUAUUACCAACCAACCCAAAAACAGCAGGCUGGAAGAUCUCAAGAGCGGAGACGCAUCUCCAACGCGUCUCACCGCCGGUGAUCAAGUCCCGCGGUCUCCGCGCAGCUCCUUAGAGUCUGCUCGGACCGAGAAUCGGAUGGACGAGCGUCCUAAGCCGAGCAUUGCCUCCCUUGGACUCAUUGACCGCUCCUCGCGUCAUGGCGUAUUUGACGAUGAUCUUUUCGCCGACCAGCAGAAGUUCAUUGAAGAUGAAUAUGAAGAACCCCUGGCAACAGACAAGGAUCCCGCAGAUGAGGUUCAUGAAGCUGCCCCAGGAGACCUAGGGCUGACAGAAGCCAUCGAGGCGCUCACGAUCGAGAUUGAGAAGCUGGGAUCACAAGAAUCCGUGGUCGACACUCUCACACGCAAGGCCGAACUCACGAACAACACCGCAGAAUUGAGAAUCUUGCGCAAGUCGAAGGCAAGCAUCCAGCGUGAGAUUCAUCGUAAGGAAAUGCAACGGCAACAGUACAUCAUUCAAGAGAGCGACAACAGCUUAUAUGGCCGAUCCACGGUCCGUAUCAAAUCCAUCGUAGUGGGUAAAGAGGAGGAUGGUCGUGAAUUCGCCAUGUACGUGAUCGAAGUGCAAAGAAAUGCUGGGGAGCAAAUGCCAGCGGCGUCUUGGGCGGUCGCGCGGCGCUACAGCGAGUUCCAUGAACUCCACACCAAACUGCGCAUGAGAUACCCUUCCGUGAGACAUUUGGAAUUCCCGCGCCGCCGGGUGGUCCUUAAGCUCCAGAAAGAAUUUCUUCAGAAGAGACGCCAAGCGCUUGAAACCUACCUGCAGAAACUGCUUCUCCUCCCCGAAGUCUGCCGCAGCCGGGACCUGCGAGCCUUCUUGUCGCAGCGAGCCAUCACUUCACGCGAUGAGUCGCAGAGCUCUCGCGACGGAGAGACUAAAGAUCUAGUGACCCGGAUCUACAACUCUGUCGCUGACGGCAUGGACGACUUCCUUGGCAAUUUCGGCGUGCUCGAUCAGCUCUCAACGGCCGGCCAGAACCUCAUCUCCGCCGCCACUAACACCACUACCAACACCUCAACCGCAACGGGCACUGUCCCCCUUUCCCCAGAAGACGCUGUUACUGCGGCUGAGGCCGAGGCGGAGCUCAACGCCUUCGAGGACCGCGACCUCGAACCUUUCAUCAAACCCAUCUGCGACCUUUUCCUCGAGGGCUUCGAACUCAACAAGGGCAACAACUGGCUGCGCGGGCGCGCCGUAGUCGUCGUCCUGCACCAGCUUCUGGGUGGCACCAUCGAGCGCAAAGUCCGGGAGGGCGCCCGCGCCCUGGUACAGGACGACUCCCUUCUCCGCUAUCUGGCUCUGGCCAAAGACACCAUGUGGCCCGGCGGGACCCUACGACAGAGUAAAGUACGAACGGGGCCCGAACGCCUCCGCAGCCGCACCGAGGCGAGCCUCGUCCUGGCGACCUUGAUCCCGGACCUGGCUGGAAACGUGGUCGGGCGGGCCAACGCGCAGGCGGCCGCGCGACGCAUUUUCGCUACUUUGAACAAUUCGCGUUUGAACGCACAUCUCGUGUUUACAAUCUUAGACGAGAUUGUGUUGGUGCUGUUCGGGGGAGUGAGCGGUGGUGUCGGUGGUCUUGAUGGCGUCGGACGAGGGCGUUGAACCAAAGAUCUCAAGUCUCCUUCCCCAAUGCAAUGAUAAUGGCUUAAUGUUGUUCUUUCAGCAUGAAUAUCUGCAGUUCCUCCCGGGGUACUUCUCACCCAUUCCCCGUUGCCCUUCUCUCUCCCGUUUCUCCUGGAUACAUUGCCAGUCCAUUUGCAUUGACUUUAGCGGGCGUUCCCAUUUCUGAAUUGAGUCCUUCUGCAUAUGUUUCAAUCCGUCGGUUCUUACCUCCAGUGUUUGCUCUCUUUUCAACACCCGGCCCUCGAUCUGCAAAUAAGCAUAGUUUGUCAUUGGGUGUUUGCUGGGGUCCCUUUCCGCCUAGAAUACUAACAUUGAUACUAAAUUUC
This is a messenger RNA of Aspergillus saccharolyticus JOP 1030-1, 4167 nucleotides long. RefSeq names its product putative intermediate filament protein (Mdm1) (gene rgsC). The transcript has 2 exons. Bases 119 to 3820 code for a protein of 1233 amino acids. Gene Ontology annotation, cellular component: intracellular membrane-bounded organelle. NCBI's taxonomy places the organism in Eukaryota, Fungi, Ascomycota, Eurotiomycetes, Eurotiales, Aspergillaceae. Gene Ontology annotation, molecular function: phosphatidylinositol binding. The record is from RefSeq and is a predicted model, not a curated record.